UCCACACCCCGAACCUUGAAGAUUCGAUUUGUCAAUAUUGAAUAGUCAUAAUUUAUAAGAUUAGUACAAAAAUCACGUAGAAUGCCUAAUGACCAAGAUUUCGGCUAAAGAUAUCCAAAUUCCGAACUCACUGCAAUUGGCGCCCAACGUGGGGCUACGUAGUAUUAAUUUCUUAUUCUAUGCUGGGGCUAUAGUUUUAUUGCAUACGAAAGCCGCAGUAAAUAUCUGGAUCCUCUCAAGGACAUGACUUGUCCUUAAGCAACAGGUUACCAGCCUAUACAUACAUUCAGUUUAUCAAGUUAGACAGAACGUAAGAAAAAUAAAAAUUCAAAUAAAAGGUAAGUCUUGCAAAUUCUGUUGAGAUAAAAAUGUUCCAUACGUUGUGAAAACUGAGAUUAGAUGUGAUUAUCGAUAGAUGAUUGAAUUAAUAACGAUAUUGUUACCCUGGACGUUGUCACCCCCUCUAUCUUUAUAAAUGGCGUGAGAUAAGUGUGAGUGCAGGCUAAGGUGGGAUGGGUUACCUACAGAGUCGGAUUCAGUAAUAGGCCGACGUAGUUCUACUCUGCCUACACCGUAAGGAUCACGGGUGUGAUCAUAUUAUGGACAUCGUCAUGACUAAUGGCUGAUAACACCGAGAUGGUCUUCAUUUAAUUUACUGCUUUUGCUUUUGCAUAUACGCAUUUGUUCGUUAUAUCUAUCUACUCAGCCUGUAUCCACCCACUGCUGGGUAUAGGCCUCCUUUCUUUCACGCCAUUAUUUUCGAUCCUGUGCAAGUCUCAUACCUCACAAUGUCAUCCGAUUAUCGGAUUAGUGGUCUGUCUUGAUAUCGUCUACCAUCUCAUCAUAGUUCAUCAUAUUCGACCUAUUUGUUCACAGGAAACAUCUAUACCAUAUUAUACCUAUGUCUACAACCUUAACUGUCCACCCAGUACAGGUCUCUGAAAACAUUAUAUCCUUAGGUAUUAGUUUACCUAAACAAUGCCCCAUCCCACAUUACCUUUAAAGAAAAUAUUACAAGACUAAUGGAUCUAUUCUCUAACCCGUCAAUCAAUUCCCGGUAUAUAAGGACAAGAAAACUGAUAUCCAUGAAUAGUUGACUAGAGGAUCCCAUAGGGACAGCACCAUGAUCACGAGAACGUUCAUAGUAAUACUGGCAUGCUGCAGCUACUUAUUUGCAAUACAAAUUGUACCUCGGACAUUGGCUAUAAGGAUCACACCCAAUGUGGAUGAGUUCAUGAUUGAAAACCAAAGGACAAGAACGCGUACGAGACAAAACUAUGUGGUGCAAGCGCUCGACGACGACAUUUCAGCUAAUCUGGACAACUUGGUCCCCGCGCCAGUGGCAGAAGCUUUCGAACCAGAAACAAAUCCCGAGGAAUUGACCGCUCAGAUUGUGGACUACGCUAACAUGAUCCGCAACGACAUAAUAUUCUUAGAUAACUCCGUUGAAACCACGACGCGGAAAAGAGGGAAUAUUAAGAAGAAAAAUUAUGGAACACCAGAUCCACCAUGCAACUGCGAAUCUGAGAGAGAUGUGAUAAACCUUGGUGAUAAUUACUACCCAACGAGGGUAGAAAACCGGAAAUGCUUGGAAGGGUCGUGCCCUCCUCCUUAUCACUGUAAACCAAAUUAUUAUUCUAUCACAGUCCUCAAGCUAAAAAGAAGUUUGCUCCGUAAAGAGGAGUCGACAGUGGCGUUACCGAGCGACUUCCACCACAGAUGGGUCGCUCACAAGAUGAAUGUCACAACCUCAUGUGUCUGCGCUAAAAAAAACGAUGAAAACUAACGAUUAAUUGUAUAUUAUUAAGAUAGAUCAUAGAACUGAAAACAGUUCAAAAUUACUGUAAUGAAUGAUUCUUGUAUUGUACGAGUUAAUAAUUACUAAUGUUAAUGUUUAGGCGACACACAUUCACGAUUGGAUUGUAAGAUAUUUACUUAAAAUUAAUAACUGUGAUGUUAUCGUA
This is a messenger RNA of Pectinophora gossypiella (pink bollworm), 1964 nucleotides long. It is a transcript of the gene PTTH, whose product is annotated as prothoracicotropic hormone-like. The transcript is spliced from 5 exons. The record is from RefSeq and is a predicted model, not a curated record. Lineage: Eukaryota; Metazoa; Arthropoda; Insecta; Lepidoptera; Gelechiidae. Bases 1124 to 1786 code for a protein of 220 amino acids.